AAUAAUUAAAACCCGUAGGAGAUCAUCAUAACUGAUAUUCAACUCGAAACCUCUUUCCUUCAAACCCUCUCUUAAUCCCCUCUCCCUCUCUUUCUCUCUCUCUCUCUACAUCCGCCAUGGGAGACCAAGACGACCUCUGCAACAUCAGGCUCGGCCUUAGCCUCGGCUCUGGAUUUGGGGAAUACGUCCCCAAAAAGAUGCAGAAAAUCAACAGUAAUCAUAACAACCCUAAAUCCUUCACUGACCUCUCCUUCACCCUGGUUCCCAAGCAAGAAUUGCCCAUUAAUUCUUCAACCACAACCAACAGCCUCGGCUCCGAACGUGAAAGAGAGAGAAAAAAGCUUCGGCUUUCUAAAGAACAAGCCACUUUGCUCGAAGAAAGCUUCAAACUUCACACCACUUUGAAUCCUGCUCAGAAACAGGCACUUGCCCACCAAUUAAACCUCAAAACACGACAAGUGGAAGUCUGGUUCCAAAACAGACGUGCAAGGACGAAAUUGAAGCAAACGGAAGUGGACUGCGAGUUCUUGAAGAAAUGCUGCGAGAGGCUGAACGAAGAGAAUCGGAGGUUGAAGAAAGAGUUGCAUGAAUUAAGAUCCAUCAAACUCGGAGCUUCCCAGUUGUAUAUUCAGCUCCCCAAGGCGGCGACGCUCACAAUUUGCCCCUCAUGCGACAAGAUCACCAGGACACCCGCCGCCAACGCCGCCGCCGAGCCCAACUCUCCGCCACUAUAAUUUAAUGUCAUUUUUUUUAGUACAGGAAAAGGGAUCAAUAAUUUAAGCUCAAUAACAUUACAGCCUUUUUAGAUUAUUA
Molecule: messenger RNA, 813 nt
Organism: Cucurbita pepo subsp. pepo (vegetable marrow)
Lineage: Eukaryota; Viridiplantae; Streptophyta; Magnoliopsida; Cucurbitales; Cucurbitaceae
Product: homeobox-leucine zipper protein HAT3
Biological process (GO): regulation of DNA-templated transcription
Molecular function (GO): DNA-binding transcription factor activity, RNA polymerase II-specific; sequence-specific DNA binding
Source: RefSeq, a predicted model, not a curated record